ACAGGUGACAGAACAUGCAGAGGCUCCUCCCUCUUUCCACCAGGUGUUCAAUUAGCUUGCUGUCCUCCCACCUGUUAUCAUUAUAAAAAGCAAUUUGAGCACGUGUCGCCACUUGGUCCAUUUUAUUUUACCUGUGACCAUGGGUGGACUUUUGUUUCUUUUUGCAGUCUUAUUGCACUCAUUAGUGUCAUUGCAAGGUGAGCCUGGCGUGCAGAAAUAACCUCAACUUCAUCUCAAAAAUCACAACAUUAUGCCUCUUAAAAGUAAAAGUUAACGUCUUUCAACCAAAGUUUCAGCUGGAAGCAGCCCUCUGAAGUGUGCCCUGGGGAUGAAACUGUGUAAGGAUGGCUCAUCUUGUGUCCUCUUCCGCCACGUGUGUGAUGGAGAGCCUGACUGCACGGAUGGCUCUGAUGAAGAGGACUGUGCUUCAGGAUGCAAUGAAGGUACUGAGUUGGAAUCACGGAUUAAGCAUGAUAAAGUGAAAUGCUACGAACCUAACUUUGUGAGAAAUUUUUAGAUAAACCCUGUGAGGUGGAUAAGCUUUGAUUAGACAUGACAAGAACUAGCUUUAAGUUUGAGUUUCUGAAUGGCAUGAUAAAUGAAGUGAGUUUUAUACAAUAAUUGAAGAAUCAGAUGAGAGUUUGACAAUCAUUAGUGUUGUUUCUAUACUGAUACAGUGUUUCCAUAGGUGCCUUACCCUAAAGAAAAAUUCUAACAAAAACUUUUCAAUUAUUUUUUUAAUGUAUUGAAUGUCCUUAAUAACAUACUAAAAGUUUACCAAAGUUUACCACUAGAAAAGUGUCUUUUUCAAUAUUGUGUCCAUGAUGGCUUGGAAGCCCAGGGGAGACACCCCAGGUAAAUAGGGUAAAAACUUUAACAAACAGAUAUCACCAUGAAACUUCCCAAGUUUAUAGAUUAAAUUAAGACAAUUAUUUUUGUAUUUCAAGUUUUGUCAAAUGUUAUGUUGAAAUAUGUAAAUGAGGGAAUAUCUAAUUAAAUAUGCACUAACUUGCAUGUAUUUCCAGAAUACAAUUCCUUGUUAUCACUUGUCUAUCAUACAAAUAUGCUAAUUAGAAUAUUACAUGGUCUAAAGAUGUAUCAGGUGCCAGUAUUCCUGGUCUAGAAUGAAUACAAAGGAGUAAUGGUCAUUUUAAGGGUUGGUGACAGUAUUUUCUCAUUUACAGAGUGAUAAAAAGAGAUAUCCAGAGUCCCCUCCUCUCCCUCUUCUGACUCUAGUAUGUCAACAAAAUAAAACAAGAAUUUUGAAAGGGGCCUUAUGCAUUGUUCAGUUUCUGGUUCUAGAAAUGUAUGCAAAUUAGUGCAAAAUUAAUUAGAUAUUGCCUCAUUUAGAUAUUCCAACAUAACAUUUGACAAAACUUGUAAAACAAAAAAUGUUUGUCUUAAUGUAAGUUAAAAACUUGGGAAGUUUGAUGGUGAUAUCUGUUUGUUAAAAUUUUUACCCUAUUCACCUGGGCUGUCUCCCCUGGGCUUCCUACCCAUCAUGGACGCAAUCCUGAAAAUGACACCUCUCUAGUGGUCAAACUUUGCUAAACUUUUAGUAUGUUAUUAAGGACGUCUAAAAAACAGCUGAGAAAACCUUUUUUUUUUUUUUUUUUUUUUUUUUCUGAGAAUUUUUUUGGGGUCAAGUCAUAUUUGCACCUGACUAUCAGGCUAAACGAUGAGCCAAAAGUCAAAUAAGUGACAUGAAAUCUCUUUAGUGGGCUGAGUGUUAAAUAUCUUGGGUGUUUGUAUUUAGUAUUCAUUCAGGUGCCAUUGAAAAAUAAUGUUUAGAACUGAAUGUAUAUGCCAACUUACUGCCAAGUGCCUGCUUCUGUACAGACCAGUUUCAGUGUGCCCAUGGGAAGAUGUGUAUAGACCUGGACCAGGUGUGUGAUGGUACACCUCAGUGCCAGGACCGUUCUGAUGAACUGCAGUGUGCGAAACGAACCCAGGGCUGCGUUCACCACUGCGACAACGACAGCCGCUGCUUGCCUGCAAACUUCCUCUGCGAUGGAGAGAGGGAUUGUUCUGACGGCACAGAUGAGGCCAACUGUGGUAGGUGGACACUGAUGUCCAAAUAAAAAGCCUCUUAAAGGACUCAGUAGUUUGAUCUUAACUUUUUCUGGUAUCUGCAUUAAUGGGACCAGAUGUAGGUGGACAGGAUGAAGAGGAAAAAGGGACCCGUGCAACUUUGGUGCCUGCUACAUCUGCAGGCUCAUCCAUCCCUAUCAAAUGUUCGCUGGGCUCUAAACCCUGCAAGGACAACUCUGAGUGCGUCCUCUACAAGCAUGUAUGUGACGGGGAGGCAGACUGUACAGAUGGGUCAGAUGAGAAAGAAUGUGCAUCUGAGUGUGAGACAGGUAAUCUUGCAGCCACAAGAUAAAGAAUGACUUUUCUGCCCUCUAGUGGAUAGGAGACACAGUAAUACACCGUAGAUGCUCAAUUUCCCUCUUCCAAGUAUGUGAUAUGUUGUCUUUUAUACUGUUUUCAGGCUUUAAAUGAUCUUCAAACCAUUAAAUUCAGUUUUUAGCUUUUGCUCUUAUUGAGUCCAGAUACACCCCAAGUUUGCCUGAACCCCUGUCAUGCAGUUUGUGUGUUUUCUGCAGACCAGUUCCAGUGCGCUCACGGGAAGAAGUGCAUCGAGCUAAGCCAGGUGUGUGACGGAGUGCCUCAGUGUCAGGACCGCUCUGAUGAACUGGAAUGUGUCAAGCAGAUAGAGGGCUGCACUCACCAGUGCGAUAACAAGAGCCGCUGCAUUCCUGACAGCUUUCUCUGUGACGGCGAGAGGGACUGUUGGGACGGCAGUGACGAGGCAAACUGUGGUAUGUUUUUGUCAUGCUCCAGAGUUCAUAUCUGCUCGCCGUUUUAUUCAGCUCUUACUUGAACAGGAAUCCUGUUUGUCCCCCUCUUACUCCUAAAGCCGAUGAGGGCUGCAGCACCACUGAAUAUAAGUGCACGAGCGGCCAGUGUGUGUCCGCCACUAUGCGCUGCGACGGUCACCCAGACUGCUGGGACCGCUCGGAUGAGGAGGGCUGCACCAACGCGCCGAGCUGCACAACCAAACACCGCUGCCCCCAGAGCAAGGAGUGUUUGGUGCAAGAGUGGUUCUGUGAUGGAGAUGCCGACUGCAAAGAUGGCUCGGAUGAGAAGGUGAAGAAAACAUUAUGAGAAACAUGAGAGCUGUCAUUUUUGUGAAGAGGUCAAAGAUUUCAUGAGAAAAGUGAAUCAUACUACUUUUUAGUAUGGUGUACACUUUCCAGCUUAGAACUUAUUUUUCUUUUACCUCUCUGCAGCAUAAAGGUCAAAGGUCAAAGCCAUACUCAUUAGGCUUUGAGAAGUUGCAUUGCAUUACUCAAACAUCUCUGUGUUGCAUUGGUUGGUUAUUUUAUUCGAGGAGCAUCUUUUUGAUGGUGGUUCAGAGAGAGUUCUGUCUGCUUUGAUGAAAGCCAAACAGUCAUUUGCCACCUCCUUUAGGACUGUCCUGUGGUGUCCCUGAACUGUGGAAAGUUCCAGUGGUCUUGUAAAUCCAAAACCAAAUGCAUCCCUACAGCCUGGAGAUGUGACGGCACAAAGGACUGCGACGACGGCAGUGAUGAGGCCGACUGUGAGUAGUCAAACAUUAUCAUUUAGAGCAGUGGUUCUCAACUGGUCUCACUCUGGGACCCGUAUUUUCCCAUGGUCCUUCAGUCGUGACCCACUCUUAUAAAACUCAAACCAAGCAAAAGUCUUUUUUUAAAAUGAAAAUAACCUUUUUUUAAGGACCUAAAUCUUUUAACAUAAAUAAACCCAUUUCAUUGAGUAAAGCGCAUUUCAGUGCACAUGAAAUUAGGAUAACUACUUAAGUUGCAUAAACAGAAAAUAUCAAACAUCAAAUAAAUAUCACAUUGCACAAAAUAGAGACCAGCAAAAUGAAAAAUUUGACUUUAGUGCAUCUAUGCAUUCAUGCAACAGCAUGGACAAAAGUGAAUAAUAAAGACCUAAAAAAAAUGUAUUUUUGCUGCAUUCUGGCCACAUUAAUAAGAAACUGAGGAGGACCCCGACAUAAUGGAUAAAGUGAGUAAAAUAAAUAUGAAAACAAUGAAAGAUCUAGUAACUGCAGCUGUUCGUGACCCAUCCAGAACAUGUCCGCGACCCACUUUUGGGUUGGGACCCACCAGUUGAGAACCACUGAUUUGGAGAAGGAAAGAGAGCAGACACCUUUAGCUUACAGUUGUUGUACCAUGAAAACGGGGUAAAAAAAGUGUGUGAAAAUAGUCCUUAUUACAGAAUCUGGCUCAAUGCCUUUUAAGUCAACAUUGAGAUAUUAAUUUUAAGUUUGCAUACCAGGUGGAGCUGCAACCUGCCCCCAUCACAAGUUCCAGUGUGGCAGCCAGGAGUGCCUGGAUCCAGCCCUGGUGUGUAAUGGCAUUACCAACUGUGCAGACGGCUCUGAUGAGGGAGGCAGCUGUCAGACAAACUGUGCAGAUGUAGACAUCCGCUGCUCCCAGAGCUGCUACAGCACACCACAGGGACCGGUAAGACCCCUCCAACUCUCCGAAUCUUAAAUUUUUCUUCUUCAAUAUGGCCGUAUCCUCCAUAAAACUGUCAGUGCGCUCAUUUUUGUCUGAUCUGAUUUAACAUUUUUACAUCUCAUGCUGACAAACGCUCGGCUCUCGCUGCUCAGCGUUGUCACUGUACUGAAGGAUUCGGGCUCAUGGAGGACGGGCAGACCUGCGCUGACGUUGAUGAGUGUGAAGGCUGGAGCCCUGCUGUGUGCAGUCAGCUGUGCAUCAACACUCCAGGCUCGUAUCAGUGCAGCUGUCAUCCAGGCUACAUCAUGGAGGCGGGGGGACGGCACUGCAAGAUCACCGGUAAAGUUGGUUUGAUGUUGGUGCAUAUCUAGAAUUGAUCCGUUUUGCAUUAUGGCUCAAAAGUUUCGGUUUGAAAGUUGCAGUGAAUCAUCAAACUGUCUUGAUUCUAAUUGAGCUUUGUGUCUCUUUUCCUUCAGGUGAACCUUUCCUGCUGACGUCUGUCCAAACAGACCUGCUCCUGUUCGGUCUGCGUAGCGGCAGCUUAGAUGUUCUGUCGUCCUCUGCGAAGAAGGCGAUCCUCUCCCUCGACUACGACUGGAGGGAGCAGAGAGUCUUCUGGGUCGGUCUGGACUCUGAGAGCAUUAGGUGGUCCUCACUGGACCAGAAGACCACAGGAACACUUAUUAAAGGUGUGUGAAGUAUAAAUGCUCUGAAAGGUAAACGCCAUUUGACUUCCACCAUAUGAAUACAGCACAAUAGACAAGAUGUGGUUUUGUCCUGACAGGGGUUCGAGCUGACUCUGUAGCUGUAGACUGGCUCGGGAGGAAUCUGUACUGGAUCGAUGGCGUGAACAGUCAGAUUGUUGCUGUCAAACUGGCCAGAACUACUGUGAGCUCACCGGACUACAGCAUCAUCCUGGAUGAAGACCUGGAGCAGCCUCGCUCUCUGGCACUGCUGCCACAAAAAGGGUCAGUGUGACUUUUUUUAAACCACCAAACUAUCAAGACUUGAAUGAAAACCCCAGGACCAAUUCUGCACAGCUGUUGAAUCUCCUUCUAGGCUGAUGUUCUGGACAGAAAUUGGAAAUGUGGUGAAGAUCGAGCGAGCAGGGAUGGACGGGUCGGAGAGGAGGGCGGUGGUGAACUCCAGUCUGGGCUGGCCAGGUGGGGUGGCUGUGGACACGAUCUCUGACAGAGUCUACUGGACAGAUGAAAGGCUGAGGUUGAUCGGGUCUGCUACACUGGAUGGAGACGAUAUUCAGGUAAGAAAUUUCAGGAGGGGGCGUCUAAAUUUAACUGUUUUAAAACCUACUGCCUCAGAUUUUGGAUGAUACUCACUCCAGCUCGACAGAAGCUCACCCUGCAAACUUUACAACAAGUGGUGCUUCAUGGUGGUUUCUAAAAUGACCCGAGUGAAAACGGGUGGGUUUGCUGGUGCCUUACACGAUCAUUGUGCUUUGUUUAGAUCCUGCAGAUGAAAGAGACCACCAACCCUUUCUCCCUGGCAGUGUUCAACGACAUGCUCUACUGGACAGACGCCAAGAAGCGAGUAGUGCAGGCCGCUCACAAAACCUCCGGCAAAAAACACCAAGUUCUCCUGAAGAGACCGAGACAACCUUUUGGUGUGAAGGUGAAAUGAGGACGGUUUGAGCACGGGGGCUUUUAUUACAUCAUAGGUGCUAAAUUUGGUUCACUCCACUCAGGUUAAGUGGUCACAGCACAGAGUAAAGGCCCACGCUCAGCUAUGACAUUGAACAUUUGAAGCUUUCCACUUUAAAAAGUUGUAAAUGCAUUUUGGGAAAUGUGAAAAUUCCGGAGCUGCUUUUUGGGAAAUAUGUGCAGGACUGGAAUUUAAAGUAUUUCAGAUACUACCUUUUUUAAAUGAGCCCCUUUUUUUCACAGAAGCAUAAAUAUUUUAUCUGUUUGUGUUGUCUUUUGCAGUGUGUAUGGUGUAACUCAAGUAUAAUUUGAAAACCAUCUUUUUGUUAAAGUUUUAAGCAGUGUACUUGAUUAUAUGUUUUACAUCUUCUGUUGUGACUAUGCAUGAACAUGAUGUGGUUAAAGUCUCCUGUAUGGUCUGCAGGUUGUCCACCCUUUGCUUCAAAUGAACGCAGAGAGCCCCUGUGAGAAAACUCACUGUUCCCACAUGUGUGUGCUGGCCCCGGGACCCAAGGCCGUGUGCAAGUGUCCCUCUGGUCUGGUUCUGGCUAAGAAUGGUUUGAACUGCUCCAAGCUGCUGGACUCAUCAUUCCUGCUGCUGCUGUCUCCCUCCACUGUCACCCAGGUUUUGUGAGAAUCUAAACUUUACAGUUUUUUUUUUUUUAACUUUAACUUUUUAAAUUUAAAGAAAUGCCAGAUUUCUUUCUUUCUUUUUUUCUUCUAAAAUUAGACGUAUUUUCACUCACAUUCAUGGAUUUAUAGUUGUUGCAGCCAGCAUACUCCGAGACGGACACUGCUUACCAUGAUAUGAUCUGUUUGAGUUAGUUUUUCAGUUUAUGUCUGACCCUGGUUCCCUCAUGUUCUCAGUGUUUUAUUCUUUAUACCAGUUUUCAGUGUUUCCUGUUUUAUUUUGUAGUAGUUUAUUCUGUAUUUCUAGGCUUGCUUUACUUCCUCACUUUUCCUCCUUAGUAGUUGUUUGCACCGGUGUCUCUGUCUCACAUACCUCUCGUUUCCGUGUGUGUGUGUGUGUGUAUAUAGUCCUUGUCUUCCCCUGUUUCUUUGUCCGUUCAUUGUAUGUCUAUGCCUCUGCGUAUUUUCCUGUGUGUCUCCGGUCUCUUCUCAUGGUUUUUUUUUUGCCCCUGUGCAUUUUCUUGUUUUUUUGGAUUUUUGAGUCUGACAUUUACCAGGAAGUUUUUGUUGCUUUUCUUUUAGUCCCUUUUUUUUUUAAAUAAAUCAGAUUUUGUUUUGUAUUUUGGGUCUUUCCCUUUUUUGUUUAACCCUGGAAAUGGGACACUGCUGGCCUGAAAAGAACCUUGAAUGUACAGAAAACACAAAUGCAUGAUCACCUGAGUUUAUAUAAUUGAAUUUAAUGCUUAUUGCACCACUAUGUGAACACACACCUCAUUACAUGUACCCCGUUGUUCUUUCUAGAUCUAUUUGCAGACCCGACACACAGCAGCAGAGCUGAAGGGCUGGCCUGAACAUGUCGCCCUGCAGGUUCCCACCAUCAACGAGGCCGCCAUCAUGGACUACAGCCUGCGUGACCACACCCUGUUCUUGACGGAUGACGGUACGACCUCCCUGAGCUCCUUCAAGCUGAAGGAAACCGACUUGUCCCCUAAGGGUCAGCUCCUGCAACUCAUGGACGACACCAUCACCGCCAUGGCGCUGGACUGGGUUACACUCAACGUCUACUGGAGCAGCAACAAACAGCCGCGCUUGCAGGUCACCUCCACCACAGCGGCACACACUGCCGUUCUCAUAAAGGAAGGUAUCGGCAGAAUAGAGGCUGUCGCCCUCCACCCACCCAGUGGAAAAGUGUGCUUCAUUAACCUGAGUCUGCAGGAAGGAGGUACUCUGGCUACUGUUGAGUGCGCCAACAUGGACGGUGCUGAGCGCGCCGUGAGGAAGGAGGCAGUCCAGUCCACGUCUCUGGCCUUCUCCAGUGAUGGAGACGUAGUUUAUUGGGCUGACACAGGCAAGAGUUCACAAAUUUGAAGCAAAGUUUCAAAAAGGAAUUAAGCAGAAGUUCGUUUAGGAAAAAGUAACACAGCUCUGAUUUUGUUUUACAGCUUCAGGGACCAUCUGUUCAGUCAAACUUGAUGGAUCUGGAUACAAAGAGUUCAAGACUGGGGCAGGUCUGGUUGCUAUGGCCCUGAGUGAUGAAACUUUGCUCUGGAUGACAGUCAGCGGUAAAGUCUUAUCAUAUACAAAAGGAAAUUGAUUGCCGAAUUAUGUCCACUAAGUCCAUAAGAUGGAAAAAAAACUUGCGUACCAUAUUGUUGUCUCUGGAUUUUCCCUUUUUUUAAACCUCAGACUUUCUGGAACCAUGUUUCAUGUCAAAGUCUGUCUGUCAGCCACCCCUGUCAGACGACUUUUAUAUAUUGCCUGUUGCAGACACGGUACAGCUUCCUUCGCUAAUGUAGCAACAUGACUUUGUGUUUUCCGUUCCAGAUAAGACCAGAAUCUGGUACCAAGAUGAGCAGCAACAAAACAAACUGUGGUUUGAGGUCGGCACAGAGGUGGUCGGUUUAAAGGCGUUCAGCGAGUCGAGUCAGACUGGUAUGUGCGAGACCCACACACCACAACAGACUUGACAUUUUUAAAGGUUCUCCGGAUGUCGACACACUGAGGUGUUUGUCAGGUCUUGUACAAAACAUUGAUGUCUUACAAUCUGCUCACCUGCUUCCGCAGGAUCAAACCAAUGCACAAAAAACAACGGCAACUGCCAGCAUUUAUGUCUCGCCACCCCAAAUGGUCGGACGUGCAAGUGUGCCCACGACCACGUCCUUGUAAAUGACACUCACUGCAUCCCAGAGCAGCGCUGCCCGGCUGGCAGCAAGUCCUGUCUGGAUCAACUCUCAUGCCAGCCGGUGGAGAAGUUCUGCAACGGGCAUGUUGACUGCAGUGACCACUCGGACGAGACCUGUGAGUCCUAAGAAUCGAAUAAAAAUCAAAUUUAUUAUUGUUACCAAAAAACUUAAGCUUUAAGCUGCAAUCGUGAACUUUAUUUCAGGUGUUAGUGUAAAGCAGGGACCAGAAACCAAAGUCCUGGCUCCCACUUCGCUCCACAACUCCUCCUCUCCUCCCUUGCCUCCUCCUAACCUGUCUAAAGACCGAGGUGUGGGCACCACCCUGAAUACAAGCGUUGGGAACCUUGGCGCCCAGCAGUGCAGCCAGGUACGCUGCAGUGGAAACGGCCGCUGCGUGGAGAACGAAGGAAACACCGCUUGUGCGUGUUCGCUGGGCUACAGCGGCGAUUCCUGCCAAGACCACUUCCUGAAGAGCAUGCAGGGGCCGGUUGUGUACGGGGCUGCGGGGCUCUGUGCAGGACUGGUGGUCAUUAUUGUGAUGGCGGUGGUGGUCAAAAGGAGGAAGAGUGCCAACACAAGGUUUGUAGGAUAACAUAUCGAAUCAUUAACGGCUCAUGUUUUAAAAUGACAUUCUGAAUGUUGCCUUUUGAAGUUUUUACUGAUGGUCAAAGUUUCUUUUGCAUGGUGCGGUUUUAACCUGCACUGGACUCAAAAACACUCAAUCACAGCCCCCCCAUGUCCCGUCUGUAAUCAUGCAUGUCUGAAUCAAACAACACGGUGAUGCUUACGGUACAUGAUGCAGCACAUGCUGAAAAACAGAUUUCAGUCAUAUGGGGACAGUCCAGUGAGAGUCAGGACUACUAAAGUGAGUCUGGGACAGUAACGUUUGGGUGUGUUCGUAGCAUGCUGACAGACAUUACCUGUCCAAAAACAUACCUGUUUAAUGGAACGGCUCAAAAGCUACAAAAUAAGAAACUAUAAUGCGCUGUGUUUCAGGAAGGUUGUUGGAAACGCGUAUGUAUGUUUGCACAGACAGUUAAAUGUAUCUGCAGCAUUGAUCAAACACAGAGGAUGUCUGUGAUUUAUGUUUCCUUUCAGCAGGAGAGCCAGCCCAACUGCAGUGAAGGACACGAGUCUGACUGAUCUGGAGAAGAAAGCCGAGUCCACCCCCACGACACAAACUGCAGCAUCAGACAGAGAAAAAACAGAGGUGGACCCCCCCCUAAAAAACCUUAAUAUACAGGUUCCCAGUUUAUCUCGAUGUGCUUGUGGGGACGACAGUCUGACAUUUCUUUCUUUCUUUUGUAGGAAGCGGUGUCCUCUGUGGACUGAGGCUGCUCCGUGGGCAAGACGUGUUUUAAAUAAACGUUUUGCAUUUUCCACUGUUUCCUGUGAUGUUAUUUUAGUAUUGUUUGCUGGCGGCUGAAACACCCAUGAUGAAUUAGUGGCAACAAAACGGACAGCCUCCUCUGUUACGGAACUGACAAACACUUAUCAAAAAGGCAUUAUCACACUGGAAGGUGGCGGGUAAUGUCAGGUCGAUCAUCUUGAAGUACUAAAAGGAAAUGAGUUUAGGAAAGCUUGAGAGAAGUCUGCCUGUGUGAUCUGCCAGGAGAGACUAAGUGCAGACAAAGACAAAAUGUGUGUGUGUGUGAGAUCUGAG
Messenger RNA from Xyrichtys novacula (pearly razorfish), 10645 nucleotides. Lineage: Eukaryota; Metazoa; Chordata; Actinopteri; Labriformes; Labridae. The record is from the annotation of a GenBank genome assembly.